Messenger RNA from Echinostoma caproni, 537 nucleotides. The record is from the annotation of a GenBank genome assembly. NCBI's taxonomy places the organism in Eukaryota, Metazoa, Platyhelminthes, Trematoda, Plagiorchiida, Echinostomatidae.
GCUACCACAGUCAAACAAGUGAAAGGCCAACGAAAUCUGUUACGUAAUCGGUCGAUUGGUGAGACAGAGACGCAUGGGGUCAAAUCACGCUCACGUCGAGCGAAACAUUCGAAAUCGAACUCCGAUGUGCACGGAGUGGCCAGUCCGACCACGCUUCUGAGUCGACCACAUUCCGAAGAACUUCGCCUGCUUGGAUUGCUCAAUCUGCGAGAUCAGAGCACUUUGGACUCGCCCAGUCAACGAUUCUCCUACUUGAACGAGGGAGUUCGUGUGCUUCGUUCGAAAACCAGUUCACCGGCACCCGUGGACUCAGAAACCGCCGCCCCGUUACCCGGUAUCGGUAGUCGUGUCGGACUAGAGGAUCGAUUCCCGACCUCGAACGGCAGCACUCCGCACUCAUCCCACUCGCCCAGUCUUCGUCGUUUGCAACAUGCGAGCAGUUCACGAAGCAGUUUCGGUUGUGUCGAAUCGUACAAAAAAUUAGAUGUAUUGGGCGAGGGUUCAUACGCGACCGUGUAUCGCGGUUAUUCACAGUGA